UUUGAGUGAUGGGAGUUGAUGCCUCGUCAUUGGACUGCUGAGGUGCCCAGCUCAGUCUUCGGCCUACAGGGCUCAUGCAUCGUGAUUCCCUGCUCAUUCAACUACCCAGAACCAAAGAUAAAGCCCUCUGAACUCACUGGCAUCUGGUUCAAAGGCGCUUAUGAGGUUAUAUACCACCCAGACAGCUCCAGCAUCAUCAAAGACUACAGGGGUCGUACAGAGCUGGUGGGAGACCUCCGGCAGAAGAACUGCUCACUCAGAAUCGACCCCCUCCAUCACAGUGACAAAGGACCAUUUACUUUCAGGCUUGAAAUCAAAGACCAUAGCAAAGCUUCAUACAAAGAUGACACAGUCUCCAUUGCAGUGAGCAGUAAGUUUCCUGUGGAAAAUUGACAAGGAGAAUUUCAAAUGUAUUAAUUAUAGUAUCCUAUUUAACCUAACGUUAUCUUAUUAGCUAUAGCUUCUUGUUGAUUAUAAUUGUAAUGGUACAGAAAGGACAGACCCAAGAAUAAGUGGAAGCACACUGCUAUAACUGUUGUCAUCUCUUAAUUUCAGGCUCUCCAGACCCCCCCUCUCUGUCAGUGAGGGAGGAGGUGAAGGUGGGGGAGGAGGUAUCUGCCUCCUGCUCUGUGUCUCACUCCUGCCCAUCUGAUCCCCCUCUCCUCACCUGGAGCCACUCUGGAACACCCAGCAUCCAAUCACAACAGCAGACCAACGGCCAGUGGGAAGAGACAUCAUCCAUGACUAUUAGAUCCACCAUCGCUGAUAACAACCAGCCUCUGGUCUGCACAGCAGCAUACAGGGGAGGGAAGACAGUGAGCAGCUCCAAAACGCUAAAUGUAAAAUGUAAGUGGUCCACACCUGUUAACAACACUGUUUGGAAGAUUUUCACUUUCACUUCUGUGAAAACAGAAUAUUUCUGUAAAUAUGAGGAAAGUGAUACUAGAAUUAAACUUACAUGAUACGGAACCUAAAACUUUGUCCAUUCUUAACCUUGCAUGUGGUUGAUCCACUGAAUCUGUCCUAAGAUGUUUAUUACAUAGUAAUAGAAUUCUUGCUAAUGAUGUUAUUCAUAGAUGCCCCAGUGGAUGUGAAGGUUGAGGGAGUGUCCAGUGUGAAGGAGGGAGACUCUGUAGAGCUGAGAUGCUCCAGUGAUAGUAACCCUGCUGCCCACAGCUACCGCUGGCACAACAGCAGAGGGCCUCUGCCCACCAUGGGACCUACCAUCACACUGGAGAGAGUGACCAGACUCACUGAAGCCCUCUACUGCACUGCAUCAACACAGAGGGACAAGGCCAAUCCAGCUCACUGAAGCUCAGUGUAGAGUGUAAGUAGAUCCAGAGUUAGUUGAUUCAUCCACAUGUUGUCACUAAGAGGCAUGUCAUGUCUGUGUAUAUAAUAUUAAGACAAUGCUCUUGAGGAUGUAGUUAGCACUACAUGUUCAGUUGAAACAACUGUUCAUCAUUCUCAUCCCAGACCCCCCUGUGAUCAAAGUGGACUCUGCCUGCACUUCAGACAGCUCCAUGAUAACCUGUCUGUGCAUUGUGGAUUCGGAGCCCCCCGGCACUGUGGAGUGGUCUCUUCCAGCAGGACCCCUGCCCAGUACCAGGGUGGAGAUGCAUGGGUCAGUUGCCAUGGUGACCCUACAGAGGGCACUAGGCUUCUCAGAGACCAUCCACUGCAAUGCCAGCAACACACAGGGCAAUGCCACCUUGUCCUUCACUGUACCCACAAAUGGUAAGUGAAACAGUGGAGGGAAGUGUAUCAAUAAUUAAUUAUUAUUAUGCUAUAUUUAUAUCAUAAGGAAUAGUAUGGGUACAUUGAAUAAAUCAUAUUCAUCUGUUUUUGGACAGAUAAGAUAUUCAUGCUGUACGUUUCAAUUGCUAUUGCUGCAUUAGUGGUGGUAGUAAUACUAAUUAUCAUGUCAGCUUGCCUGUUGACCAAGAAGGGGUAAGUUACUAUUUUAUUUAUUUUUGGAGGGAGUUAUGUAGAUUUGUGUUUGUUGAUAGCUGUUUUGUUCUGUUUUGAUAUCUUGGCAUUUUUCUCGUCAGUGGGAAGAGUCAUGGUAUCCAGCCAGUAACCAGUAUGUAGGACAUGGAUGCAGCAAAGUGUGCUUCCUCAGAUCCCUCACCAUCAAGGUAUUUUUCUACAGGCUGUUCUAUCUGUGAUCAUAAUGUAUACAUCCUGCGGAGUUGCUAAAGACCAUUAGCCUACAUUCACUCUUGUUGUUUUUUAUCAAAUGAAGAGAAUGCAUCACAUAGUGGCCCUAACUCUAUCCACAGGAAAGAGCAGAAAGACUCCAGCAGUGAAAUCCACACAAACUACUACACCAACGAUCAGCUAUAUGGCAACAUGGAGGUACUGUAUGUACUGUAGACAGAGUGUGA
This is a messenger RNA of Coregonus sp. 'balchen', 2387 nucleotides long. The record is from the annotation of a GenBank genome assembly. Lineage: Eukaryota; Metazoa; Chordata; Actinopteri; Salmoniformes; Salmonidae.